Molecule: messenger RNA, 2160 nt
Organism: Babesia ovata
Lineage: Eukaryota; Apicomplexa; Aconoidasida; Piroplasmida; Babesiidae
Product: Extracellular matrix-binding ebh, putative
Exons: 2
Coding region: 1-2160 (719 amino acids)
Source: RefSeq, a predicted model, not a curated record
AUGGGGUUGAGAUCUGAGUCUGGGCAUGUUGUUUCCAAGGUGGAGGGGAAGUGUAAAACAAUUUUGGAGGAAGUUAAGACGGAUAAAAGUAGUCAAAAAAGUCCACUUUUUGAGCAAGCUGAAUUGUUACGAGAUGAUGGUACAAGACUUUUGCAGGCUGCGAGUAAGGCUAAGCAGGCGGUUGAGGAUGAAGUCACUAAGGCCUUGAAGUCUGUUGUGAGGAUGGACGAUGAUCUCAAGAAGGAUUUGAGGAGUGUGAAAGAGAAGAUUAAAGGAGGGAUAGAGAGUGUGAUUGACAACUUGGAAGUUAUGAAGUUGGGUGAGAAUGUGAAGAGUGAUUUGGGGGAGUUGAAGAGAAGAAUUGAGGAGCUCAACCAGAAUGAUAAGCUUGUUACGGAUAAGUUGAAGGCGCUUUCAAAUGAAAAGACGACGAAACUAGAUACAGUUGUUAACCGUAUUAAAGAUGAGACAGAUAAGAAGCUUGUUGACAACUUCAACAAGCAUAUCAAGGCUCCGCUUAACGAAAAAGUCAGUGCAGUUGAUACGGCGAUUGGGAAGCUUGGCGGGAAGUUUACUAAAGAUGAGGGCAGCGAAGCGCCGAAGGAUUUUAACGGAAUUUUCGGGCAUAUUAAAGACAGGGUUUGGGAGAUUAAGGGGAGUAAGGGAACGCCACAAAAUGGUUGGCAAAUUGAUGGUGCCACAGGUCUGACAGGCAUCGCACAGGGACUGACAAAGUAUUAUGAAGCGUUCAGCGGGCGUGCCUUCGGGAACAGCAUAGUGAAAGGCUGGCUGGAGAAGAGUAUUUUCGAAUUCCACGUAUCUCUGCGGAAACAGCUUGCGUGGGGGGACACGGACGGUAGGGACAGCUACCACACCCAUCUGGGUACUGCCAUCAGUAGUAGGCUGAACGCUCAGUAUCUUGAACCCGGUGACGCCCACUUCGAUGACUUCCAACAAGUUUUUAGCAGUUUGAAGUCCACCCCUAGGAGCACCUUGGCGGACAAAAUUCAAUACGUCCAGGAGCAUUGCGAAAAAUUCGCCGACCUGAUAGAUAAGAAAUUGAAGGACAAUCGGAGCGGUGAUACUGUCGCUGAGAUAGUCAAGAUUGUCAAGGAGGCGGGGAAGGAUGGUGUCGGGGCGUAUGGACAAAAAGCAAAGGACUUCAAGAAUGCCGUAGCAAAGGCCGUCAAAGAAUGCAAAUGUAGCUGCAGCAACUGCAAUGGUCCCAAAACUCCAGAAGGUUGCGCGCAGUGCACGGACCCAAAAUGCGUAGUCUCGCAAAUCGUGGAGUCCUCCCUCUCCACUCUUUCCACCGCCUCAAGGCAGGUGAGCGAGGAGCUUCAUUCAGUGCUGCUGGGCAAGGGGACCGGAUCGAUAAACAUCGCAGACCUGUUGGAUAAAGCCAAAAAAGCAACUGACGAUCUUCACGGUCAACUUGACAAUGCGACCAAAAAUUCCACACCUCCCACCCCCGAACCAGGCACAGCGCAAGCCGUGGACACUGCGAUCGGCGGAGUGAAGAGCUUUGUUAAUGGGAGUGGAACAGGGCAAAAUGAUCUGACAAAUAUAUUCACUGGCCAAGUUAAAAAUGAACUUCAACAGAAAGUUGAUCAACUUCCCGGCGCCGUUUCCACUUUCAACCAACAAGCCGAAGCACAGAUCAGGGAUGCAGCCAGGACGGCUAUUACAGAGGCGGCUAAAAUAAUCAGUGAGGAUGGUCAUGAUCCUGACGUUAAGAAACUGAUGACUAAUUUCCACGGUGUUUACGAUCCGAUUAAAAAUGGUCUUGAAAAACAACUUCAAGGAAAAGUUGAUGACCACAUUGGGGAGGAUGAUCCGCCAAGUCCGCCAGGUGGUCAAGGUGGUGAGCAAAAGGUUAAACUUAAUACAGAUCAUUUUGAUAAAUAUAUUAAGCACGUUGUGCCAGAUAAAGUGUCUGCUGUAGGUGGUUUAAAAGGCGAACAAGACGAAGGCCGUCUUCCAGAGGCGAUCGGGAACAUCAAGACUGAGGUGUACGAUGCUUUGAAAAUGAUUGAGCCAAGCCCAACUGACAAUGGAAAUAAAAUAGAUAAAAAUACCUUCACCGUUCCGUUCGAGACAAUUACGACACAGCAUGACGCUAUCAAGGAAUUGGUUGAGAAUAAGCAGGGGACAGAUUAG